This is a messenger RNA of Nasonia vitripennis (jewel wasp), 8086 nucleotides long. RefSeq names its product potassium voltage-gated channel protein Shal (gene Shal). The transcript is spliced from 6 exons. Gene Ontology annotation, molecular function: protein binding; A-type (transient outward) potassium channel activity. Bases 874 to 2592 code for a protein of 572 amino acids. Gene Ontology annotation, biological process: potassium ion transmembrane transport; protein homooligomerization. Gene Ontology annotation, cellular component: voltage-gated potassium channel complex; membrane. NCBI's taxonomy places the organism in Eukaryota, Metazoa, Arthropoda, Insecta, Hymenoptera, Pteromalidae. The record is from RefSeq and is a predicted model, not a curated record.
CCCGCGAAAGCUCGGCCGCGGCAGUCGCGAGUAGCCAACUCAUCGAGCGGGUCGAGGCUCGCUCCGCGCGCUCCCUCGCCUGCGCGACGUGCUCCAGCUUUGUCUCUCUCUCUCUCUCGCUGCGUGUGUCGUGUGUAGCCCCUGUGCUGUGCCGUGUUGUCCCCGGAAGAGAGCGUCGAGGAGGAGGAGGAAGAAGAGCGAGGGGGAUGCUGCCGCUGCCGAGCUAGCGGCGCGAGCGCUAGUUGUUGCGUCGGGCAGAGUGCCGUGCGCCGUCGUACCUCGUGCGCUCCCCGUCUCUCUCUCUCUCUCUCUCUCUCUCUCUUUCUCUCUGUCUCUGCCUCUGUCGCGAGCGACGCUGCCCCCGUGCGUAUAUCGAUCGCGCGACCACGACGGUGGCGGCGGCCCGAGGCGCGCGGAGCGCUCGUCGUCGAGGAGGACGCUGUGAUGCUCGCCGCCUAGGCUCGGCCCCCUCGCAGGCCCGCAAGCGCAUCGAUCGCCCGCGGCACGUUGUCCAGCGGCCGCCGCGAGGAGUCGAACAGGUUAUGCCUCGCGCGAGCAGCGCCGCCGCCGGCCGCCGCAGAGGCGCAGCAGCGCAGCGGCCCCAGCGCGGGCUUGCCCGCGAGCCCGAGGCGGCGAGCCCGCUCCGGCGAUAGGAGCCCGCGAGAGUGCGACGAGAUGCCGGAGGCCUGCGGGAGACGCCACUGGCUGCCGCGCGUGCGAAGAAGAUAGGCCCCGAGGAGGACGACCCGCGCGCGAACGCACCCGAGCACGAGCAUGGAGGGCCGGGCGGAGGCUUAGAGCGGCUGCGAGAGCCCAGAGCACUCCGAGCGCCCAGAGAGGAGAGGAGAGCAGAGCGAGCGAAGCAGGAGGGAGAUGGCGUCGGUGGCCGCGUGGCUGCCGUUCGCCCGGGCGGCGGCGAUCGGGUGGGUGCCGAUCGCCACGCACCCGCUGCCCCCGCCGCCGAUCCCGAAGGACCGGCGCAAGGCCGACGACGAGAAGCUCCUGAUCAACGUGUCGGGCAGGCGCUUCGAGACCUGGCGCAACACCCUCGAGAAGUACCCGGACACGCUGCUCGGCUCGAACGAGCGCGAGUUCUUCUACGACGAGGAGUCGCGCGAGUACUUCUUCGACCGCGACCCCGACAUCUUCCGGCACAUCCUGAACUACUACCGGACCGGCAAGCUGCACUACCCGAAGCACGAGUGCCUGACCUCGUACGACGAGGAGCUGGCCUUCUUCGGCAUCCUGCCGGACGUAAUCGGCGACUGCUGCUACGAGGACUACCGGGACCGGAAGCGCGAGAACGCCGAGCGGCUGAUGGACGACAAGCUCAGCGAGAACGGCGACCACAACCUCCAGCAGCUGACGGACAUGCGCGAGAAGAUGUGGCGGGCCUUCCAGAACCCGCACAUCUCGACGGCGGCCCUGGUCUUCUACUACGUCACGGGCUUCUUCAUCGCGGUGAGCGUGCUGGCGAACGUGGUGGAGACGGUGCCCUGCGGCAACCGGCCCGGCCGGGCGGGCACCCUCUCCUGCGGCGAGCGCUACAAGAUCGUCUUCUUCUGCCUCGACACGGCCUGCGUCAUGAUAUUCACGGCCGAGUACCUGCUGCGGCUCUUCGCCGCGCCGAGCAGGUGCAAGUUCGCCAGGUCGGUCAUGUCCAUCAUCGACGUCGUGGCCAUCCUGCCGUACUACAUCGGCCUCGGCAUCACCGACAACGACGACGUCAGCGGGGCCUUCGUCACCCUCCGCGUCUUUCGCGUCUUCAGGAUCUUCAAGUUCUCCAGGCACUCGCAGGGCCUGCGCAUCCUCGGCUACACCCUCAAGAGCUGCGCCUCCGAGCUCGGCUUCCUCGUCUUCUCCCUGGCCAUGGCCAUCAUCAUCUUCGCCACCGUCAUGUUCUACGCGGAGAAGAACGUCGACGGGACCAACUUUACCUCCAUACCCGCCGCCUUCUGGUACACCAUCGUCACCAUGACCACGUUGGGAUACGGCGACAUGGUACCGGAGACAAUAGCCGGCAAAAUAGUCGGCGGCGUGUGCUCGCUCAGCGGUGUGCUCGUGAUAGCUCUGCCCGUGCCCGUCAUCGUCAGCAACUUCAGCCGAAUUUAUCACCAGAAUCAGCGAGCCGACAAGAGGAAAGCGCAGAGGAAAGCAAGACUGGCGCGAAUAAGGAUCGCGAAGGCGUCGAGCGGGGCGGCGUUCGUGAGCAAGAAGAAAGCUGCCGAGGCUCGUCUGGCUGCUCAGGAGAGCGGCCUGGAAACGGACGAGAACUACAGGCAGGAGGACAUUUUCGAGCUGCAGCAUCAUCACUUGCUGAGAUGCCUCGAGAAGACAACGGACCGCGAGUUCGUGGAGAUGGAAGUGCCGUACAACGGCGCGCCCAAGAGGCCGGGCUCGCCCUCGCCCCUGACCUCACCGGCACACAGUACCGCCUCGCGGGGCGGUCUUCUUCAGUCCUGCUGCGGUCGCUGUUAUCCGCAGCGUUAUCAGUCGAGGCAGUCGAAGGAGGAGCGCGGUGCCGCUGGUGGCUCGACGCAGACUCAUCUCCCGCUCCAGACGAGAAGCCAGCUGCGACGGCCGCACACGUAAAGUGACGGACAGACAGUCAGAGAAAUCCACAAAUACACACACACACACACACAGAGACACAAGAGAAAAAAACGCCACUCGAGCGAAUCAGAGGUAUCGAGUGCCAAGAAAUACACACAGAAAGUCGAGAAGAUUUUGCCGGCCGCAGGACGAGCGAAUACACACGCGACGAACGAAGAGAGACGACGAGGAAGAUAUACCGUCGACGGACAAACUAUAUAUAUGAUAUAUGCACUUCGUUGUGAAACGAGCGAGAAAAAGACGUUUUUUCCCGGUGCUGAUUGUAAGCAUCGACGACGAUUGUCAACGAGCGAGACAUUGAAGUAUAUGUGUGUGUGUGUGUGUAUAUAUAUAUAUAUAUAUAUAUAUAUAUAUAUAUAUAUAUAUAUAUAUAUAUAUAUAUAUAUAUAUAUAUAUACACACAUAUACUUCAAUGGAGACUCAUCAGCUCAUAUAUAUAUAUAUAUAUAUAUAUAUAUAUAUAUAUAUAUAUAUAUAUAUAUAUAUAUGAGCUGAUGAGUCUCCGGACGAGAUGGUGAAACGAACAAAUGAAUAAUUGAACACACAUUUCGCCUUGUAAUAUAAAUAACGUUAUACACAAAGAUGAGGACGAUGAGAGAGAGACACUUUUUUCCUCGAUCCUAGGCUAGCUAUAUAUAAAAAUCUAUAUGAUAGUGAACUUUUUCGGAAUCGUCCGGCGCGCGCGCGGCGAGUAAUAUCGUGUUCUUUAUCUUUUUUCGUUUUUUUUUUAAUGUAUAAUGUAUCAUAAAUAAACGACAUUUCAAACGUAUUAUACAUAAAUAUGAAAGAAAAUAAUUAAAUAAAACGUAAGGCAGAGCAAAAUAAUUCACAGAGCGAGAGAGAAUAUGUAUAUCGUAUGGAAAACGUAGCGAAUUGUUAAAAGGAGAGCGAAAGCGUAGACACGAGAUGCAUACAAAUAUUAACAAACACGUUAUAUAUAUAUAUAUAUAUAUAUACCCGUUGUAAAAUAGUGGCCUUUCGCGGUCUUUCGUAGCAGAUAUCGCCGCCGUGCACACGCAUCUACGCGCAUAUACGCCUGACUCUCGAGUGCAGCGCGUCGAUGAAAAAACCCUCUCGCGACGAGAACCAGGGUGUCUCUGCGCGUGUGCGUGUGCAAGAUUCACUUUCCGAAUGAAAGGGACAGAGAGAGUUUCUCGCUUCGCCUCUGACAGCAACAAUUUGGAUUAUGCGGGUGCGAAAGCGAAAAGAGAGUGUGUGUGAGAGAGAGAGAGAGAGAAAGUACCUCUGUAAAUUAAGUAAGAAGAUGCCCUCGUUCUUUCAAACUUCGCGCCUGCGCGCGAGGUUGUGUACUACCUAAGUGUGUCAAGUCGAGAGAAAGGGUCGUUAUGCAUGUGCACAUUACGUGGCUGGCGAGCGCGCGACGACUGUAUAUACAGACCGUCCGUCGCUCUCUACGUUUUCUCUCUCUGUUUGUUGCUGUUGUUAUUAUCAUUACGUCCACUUUCCUCACACACAUACACCUACUUGCCACAAAUCAAUCACUCGGACUUUUUCUGUCUACAACUUGACUUCUAUACUUGCGGAGAACGAUAUGCAUCGCGUAAUGUGCACACGCUUAACCCGACGAUAUACAUAUAUACAUAGAUUAUUAAAGGAAAGCGCGCAUAUAACAAAGGAUAACAAAGUAUAACACGACUAAAGGCGAAGGCGACGAUCGGAGAGUGGGUUGACGAUGGCAAAUAAAGGAGUUGAACAUUGUACAUAAUAUAUGAAAAAAAAAGUCGAGCGAGCCGUGAGAUAUUGUGGACGAAGUGGGCCCGCGACGUUAAAGAGUUUGUAUAUGAAUCGAGGAAUCAAUUCUAAAUCGAGAAGAAAAGAUACGAUUAUUUCGGCUCCGCUAUUUUUUUCCUCGGCUCCAUUAACCGCGACGCGCGAAACGAAAGAAGAAAAUCCAACUAGUCGGAGCAAGUCGCCCCUGUCGGCGGUCUCGUGUCUUAACGAUGUGAAAUAAAUGAAAUAAUUAACAUAUAGACAAAGUGAAUUAAAGAUACUAUACAUACGAUUAAUUUACUUAUAUAUUAAAUAAUGAAGAUAACAAAAAAAAACUCGCUUCCUCUUCCACAUUCCUACGUAACGUGUAAAGAAAAUAAAGAAUUAUCAAAUGAAUAUAAAUGAUAUAUGAUAUAUGAGAGAAAAAAAAGUAAAGUAUACUGUGUCGUCGUCGAUUUUUUAAACGAGUGCAGAUUAAGAGAGAUAAAUGAGAGAAAAAUAAAUAAAUACUUGAAUUAUACUUACCUAAGUGUCGUUUUAUGCUCAAUGAAUCGACGAUGUUCAAUUAGACGUAACGAAGCACGAGUGCGCUGUCGAGAUAUGCGUAUAUAAUGACUGAGUGCGUGCGAGAAAUUUUUCCUUUAACCGUAGCGCAUACUUAGUAACAAAGAUAAAUACAAGAAAAAUUAUGUAUAUGAUUAUAUAAGCAAGUGCGAGAGCAAAGAUGCGAAGCGACGACGAGAAUGGAAGCGUGAAACAAAGUGGCGACGCAAGCGGCAGAUUACACUUAUUUAUAUAUAUAAAUACAUACUUAAGCGAAAGGCAGUUUAAAGAAAUAAUAAUAAAAUAAACGAGAUGCUAACUAAUAACCUCUAAGUCCAAAAUCAUUGACUAGAAAUUCAGAAUAAGCAAACUAAUACCAAAAAGGGAGUACAUAAUUAAGAGUAUAUAUAUUUAACGAGAAUAAAAAACACUAAUAAAUUAAAUCGUCGGUGUCGUGAUUGUAGUUCUGUAUACCGUUCAAAAACUUGUAGCGCGAGGAAAUAGAAGCUGCAGCGGGAGAAAAUAACAACCGAUCGGUGAAGAAAAUUAACGCAGUCUAUGUAAUAGAGGCGGGAAAUUCAAAACGAAGCGAGAGUCGAGCCACGGAAGGAUUUAAGAAAAAAAAAAAAUAAAGAGUCUUUCAAUUUUACUACCGUAAACUGCCAAUUUUUUCGAAGCAAGAUAAAAAAAUAAACAAAUGUCGUACUUUUACGUGUGUGUAUAAACAGAGACAAAAAACAAAAUAAUCACAAAACAUGGGGGGAAUUUUGAAAAAUUGCGAAAUCACCGGCACGGAGAUCAUCGCGAGACGUCUGGCGUGACUCGCAGUAGAUCGAGUCCGCGUACGGUCGGACACACAUAUCCUUUAUCGUCGUUGAAUUCGUCGCGCACUUCCGUUCGAGCUGAAUUCGAAUUUUGCUUAUCGUUGAAUAGAAUCCAGUCAAUUCUCGGAAAGACGAGAAAAAAAAUAACACAACGCCAGACGCAGCCGCCGUUUCGUCGUCGUCGCGAGAUCGACUUUUGUUUUGAUAAGAAAACGCAAGCGAAAAUAUAAUAACCGUGUAACACGUUGCGGGGGGGUUUAAUGACACAAAACAUAUACUUGUAUAAAUAGUAAACUAUUAAAGGACACUAGCCGUCCACAGGCGCUGCGUCAAGAUGCCGGCGAUGAGGGUCAACGAGUCGACCUUUUCUUCUUCUUUCUUUUUCUAUUGCAAAGCUCACACCUUGUACACGUACUCUUACACACACAGACAACACGUUCAACUCGUAGGCUCUCGAUUCUGUACUGACAUGACUAUUCAAACAAUAGGAACAAUUCGGAUGUGAAAAUUGUAUCGAUUUUUUACCUAAUAAUUAAUAAUAACGAUAAUACUUAUACAUCGCCCUCUAUGAUUUCGAGCUGGUAGUUGGCAGCCUGAUUUUCUGCGCGAGCCCAUGCAUACACACAUUGUACACAGUACUUUGCAUAAGAAAAUACGAGUAAAGAGGGAAGGCAGGUUGUGUAGUCUAACGUCACGAGCUGAACAAUAGGACCAAAGUCACCGGCUGAUUGAAACGAGCGAAUAAGGGAUGAAUAAUAAGCGGAGGAAACAAACGGAAAAGAUGCUAUUGUGAAUACGAGAGAAUAAGAGCUAGGAUGCGAGAGAUGAAUAAUAAUUAUAACUGUAAUAAUUCUAAUAAUAACGAUAACAAAAAACACACAUACACACAUUAACCGUAGGUGCGAGGGAGGAGUAUUUGAAAUUAAGCAAAUGAGAAAAAAGGAACAAAAACACGCAAACAAAACAUAGCGUUAUCGCGGGAGACAUUUCGAGGGCGAGAACCGCUCUUUUGUCAAACUCUCCGUGGCGAGCACACAGAGCACAGAUUUAGGACGAACGAUUGUGUGUAUCGCAGGGGGAGUCUGUAAAUAAACUUUGACGAGCAGGUCUCGCGCUUUUUUUUUUUAUUUUUUUCCAGCACGAGGCACUUUUGUUGACAAUAAACAGUUUCACGCAAAUUCCGAUCGUUUGAUCGUUUUUCUUUUCAUUCAGCAGACACGCGACACACACACACACACAGACACAAAAACAGGCGAAAAAAUUAGAAACAAACUGACGAGUUGAGAAGCAGCAGCGAAGUUUCGCGUAGAUUAGCGGGGGCGGAGAGAGAACGACGACGAAUUACCGACGAGCGCAUGUAUAGACAGGUCUUAGCGAGUAUUACAAUAAGCGAGAGUGAGGAGAGGAGAGUAAUAUAUUAGAAUGAAGACGAAGAAAAAAUUAUUAUAUUAUCGCGGAGGAGGAGAGCACGAGGUGCGCCGUAGCCUUAGAGCAAAAGAGAAAAUAAAAAGCAGAAAAAAUCCUCUAUAAAGAACCCGUAUAGGAUAUAAUUUGCGUGCGAUAUACGUAUAUAUAUAUAUAUACAUAGACGAGACGAGCGAAUGUUGUACUUGCGCGUAUGAGAGAGAGAGCCAGAGCGUGUGUGUGUGUGUGUGUGUGUGCGAGUGAACGUGUUCUACACCUACUAGAGAAUUAAUGAAAAAUCAGUCCGAAGUUGCUACCGAUCGCCGACGUCGCGUUAUACGAUAUAUAAUAUUACGAGAGCUCGUUCUAAUGUACUCACACUCGCAGGAAGGAAGAGGGAGAGAUACACACGUGUGUAACCCGCGGCUUCGGACCAAACGAGAGAAAAUCUAUAUUUUCGAAGUACUACUAUUACUACUACUACUCGAGAGUUUAAAGAAAAAGAACGGAUAUAAUAUACGAAAAAAACGUACGACGGCGACGGUUGAUCCCUUUAUUAUAUACGAUGAUAUUUAAUAUAUCGAGAGAGCUGCGCGCCGGUCACGGAGCGGAUUGCGGGGGCCGAAAACUCGAGAACUCGCGCGACGUUGCGUAGAGCGGACGGGUCGAUGUUUAUUAUGUUUUUUGCGAGAAAGAGAGAAAAGCGAGGCGAGAUUGAUGUGUGAGAGCGAGUGAGUUGUACUCGAGUCGAUCGUGGAUCGAUCAUCGAUGAGAGAGAGAGAGGCGAAGCGCAUGCGCGAUUGUAUUAAACUCGACGGACGAUUAUCGACGACGUCAUAUAUAAGGGAGAAAAAAAUGAGAAAUGAAAAAAGGGCAGAACAGAAAAGUAUAUUUAUUAUCAAUGCAUAUAUGAACCGAUGAGAUGAAUAUAUGAAUGAAAUAAUGACAAAAUAAAGUACUGUCUUUAUUCA